Conger conger (European conger) is the source of this 4201-nucleotide messenger RNA. It is a transcript of the gene ppp4r4, whose product is annotated as protein phosphatase 4, regulatory subunit 4. Lineage: Eukaryota; Metazoa; Chordata; Actinopteri; Anguilliformes; Congridae. Gene Ontology annotation, cellular component: cytosol; protein serine/threonine phosphatase complex. The coding region runs from base 1034 to 3637 and encodes 867 amino acids. Gene Ontology annotation, molecular function: protein phosphatase regulator activity. The transcript is spliced from 25 exons. The record is from RefSeq and is a predicted model, not a curated record.
AUGUUACUUUGCCUUUGCGCGGUGUAGGUGCGUGUGUAUGGACUGUGAAUUGUGCAUGUUGGUAGAGAUCUCUCAAGGUUUCGUUUGCAAACGGAGGUGUAUCGACAUUGCGUUUGGAUAUUUAACUACCUCAGAUGGACAUUAGGGAAUAAAUCAAUCGUUUGUUUGAUACCGUUUUAUGAUAUAACUUACCUAUAUUAACGUUGGUUAACGUUAUUUGCUCACUGCCUGCUAAUUUCAGUUGUAACAUUACGUCGUGAACUGGAAAGGUAGCUCGCUGGCUGGCUGUGACAACGAUGUCAUAACAGUGAGUUAAACCUUGAGGACUGCAUAAUUGGAGAUGAAGCAUCGAGCUCAGGCGAAAAAGCGACUAUGUUAUGUAACGUUAGAAGGACAGACAAUCAGGCAAAUUUCAGAGAUAGAAGGUAAAAGUAACAAGCUGGACUUGGAGGAUAGCUAACAUUAGCUAGCGGAAACGAUUCCCAUAAUUUUAUAUCAGAAUUUCUCAGACGUUAAGCAGCUGAUUUGAAACAACCUUAACUACUGCUAGUUCUCGCAACGAAAUGCUGAAUUCGCAUGGUCGCUUGGAAAAAUGAUGUAGUUGUAUCAAUAUUAUGUUACAGUAACAGUAUAUUACCACUCCAACCGUGUAGGUUUCUAGAUAACGCUAAGGUUGGCUACAUUUGUUGUCUCCUGGACCUAAGUUAACGUUUGAUAGCUUACUGUUUCUUAACGUUAUUGAAAUUGGCAGAAAAGUUCAGCGGAAAUGCUUGUUAGAAAAAUAAUUAGGAGAUGAAGCUGUGUAAAAUUAAUUGCUUGCUAACGGAUUAGCUAGAUUGUUGCGUUUAAGUUAGAACCAGCCUGACAUCAUUGCAAUCCUCCGGGUCAAGGCACCCAACCCGAGAAGGCUUUGUCGUGGGUGGAUCAUAGCUUUCCCCAAAUCAAAGAAACCAAUAUUACUCAUUCACAGUUAGGAGCCAUGGUCACGAUAUAGCUUUAACCAGCGACCAUACACUAUAAGGGGAAAAAACUGAUGUUCCUCAGCAAAAUGACUUUCAACCAGUCCAGUUUGUUUGGGCAAAUUGACGAUCUACAGGACCUCGCAAUCAUCGAAAGACCAAUACGAAGGAGUUUGAAGACUGCGGAGGAGAUUGAGAAGCUGACGGUGGAUGAGGAUCUGAAUGACAUUGAGAGAGCGGUCUAUCUCCUCAGCUCGGGUCAGGAUGUACAGCGGGCCAGUGUGGUCGUCAACCUGCCCAACCUGGUACGGCAGAAUCCAGCCGAAACCUUCCGGAGGGUCGUGCCAAAAGUCAGGGAAGUGCUGCACGUUGCCGGGGUGGAGAUGCAGCUCGCUGCUGCUGGCUCCUUCCUCACCAUCCUCCAGGAUGACAUCAUUCUCAUCCAGACACACACCCACUCCAUCCUGCAGAUUGUGCUCCUCAAUCUGGAUCACAGGGAUGCAGUGGUCAGCAAUGCGUGGCUGGAAACAUUACUAUCAGCAAUCGAUGCUUUACCAAAGGAAACUAUCAGGCAAGAGAUCCUGAACCCGCUGGUGUCCAAAGCUCAGCUGUCCCAGUCUGUGCAGGCCCGUCUGGCCAGCUGUCGGAUCCUGGGGAAGGUGGCCGGCAAGUUUGAGUCUCAGAUAGUGAAGAAGGACUUGCUGCCUCUGGUCAGGUCGCUGUGUCAGGAUGUGGAGUACGAGGUGCGCUCCUGCAUGUGUCACCAGCUGGAGAACAUCGCCAGGGGAAUCGGUGUGGACCACACCAAGGCGGUGGUCUUGCCCGAGCUGGUGGAGCUGGCCCGGGAUGAGGGGAGCACCGUGCGGCUAGCUGCCUUCGACACCAUCGUGAACUUACUGGAGAUGUUUGACAACGAUGACCGGACUCGUGUUAUAUUUCCUCUAGUGAAGGCAUUCUGUGAAAAAUGUUUCAAAGCUGAUGAAGCAGUCCUGGCCUCUCUGUCGUUUCAGUAUGGAAGGCUGUGUCAUGGCCUCUCAGGGAGCUUCACAGAGGAGCAGCACCUGUGGUUCCUUGAGUUCUAUAAGAAGCUGUGCAUUCUGGGCCUUCACCUGGAGAACGGACACUGUGAGAGCCAGGCGUACCCACUUGAGCUGGAGAGGAAGUACGAGCUGGUGCGCAAGAACUGUGCCUACAACUUCCCCGCCAUGGUGUUAUUCGCGGACCCUAAAUGCUUCCUGUCGGAGCUUUACCCCACUUUCUCCAGCCUGUGUAACGAUCCAGAAAUUUCCGUCCGGCGCACAGUGGCUGCUGGCUUCCAUGAAGUUGUUAAACUGUUGGGCCCCAAUGUGCAUUACAUUCACAAGGAGCUGGUGGCUUUGCUGCAGGACGACUCCCUGGAGGUGCUGGACGCUUUGACGAACACGCUGCAGGAGACUCUGGAGCUGGCCACGUCGAGAGGAGAGGGCGCUGGGACCGAGAGCAAGCAGGUGAGCGUGCCGGAGCUGAUACCGGCUCUGGCAGCUGCUGAGCAGAAGAUGGCCGCCUCGCUGCGCUGGCGGGUCCACGAGAAGCUGCUACAGAGGUACUCCUGCCUGCCUCGCAUCAUCUCCGGGGAUCAGAUCUACUUCCGCUUCCUGCAGCGAAUGUUCACCAUCAUCACCACCAACAACGCCCUCCCUGUCCAGAGGGAGGCGACCAGGACACUGUGCGUCUUUCUGCGCUACAACCGCAAGCUGGAGCAGCGGCAGGAGAUCAUCAGCAAAGUGGUGGACCAGCUGGCCCAAGGCAGGAGUUACUGGAACAGGCUGCGGUACCUGGACCUCUGUGAGAUCGCCAUGGAGCUCUUCUCAAAGUCCUACUUCUGUAAGAACUUCCUGGUCCCUGCCCUGGAGCUGGUCAACGACCCCGUAGCCAACGUCAGGUAUAAGCUGUGCUGCCUGUUGCCCAGGCUGAAGUCCACCAUCAGACUGCCCACAGAGAAGCCCAUGCUGCAGCAGCUGGAGUUCUGCGUGCGCAGGCUGCUCUGCAGGGAGAAGGACAAGGACGUGGUGGCCACCAUCCGCAAGAUAGUGUUGGAAUUGGAUAAAAUCGACAUGACGGAGCCAUAUCACAAGAGGCACGAGAGGGACCUGCUGGACCAGAAGAAGGAGAAGGAGGAGAACCUGCUUCUGGAGAUGGAACAGUUGGAAAGGCAACAAAGUGAAGGAAAGCUCACAACGGACAAACAUUCGGAAAAGAAACGCAGGGACAGUAAGGCUGGGUUGUCUGUACCCAAAAACAUGUCAGGAUCCACAUCAGGAGCUACUCUGUCCUCCUCGGCUGGCAAAGAGAUGAAGAAGGCCAAACUGGCACGGAGCCGAUCCCUCAGCAGCCACCCCACAACACCCAAGAUGGUCAAUUCAGACAAGCCAUCAAAAGGGAAGGAGACAGAUGGUUGUCCGGCACCACGAAGAGCCAGCCUGCAUCCCGUCAGCGACGAGAGUUUGCGGUCACACCACUUCAGCACCACAUCCACGGCCAUGUCCACCACACCUUCGGCCUCCAUGCCCGUCCUGAUCCGCAGCAACACCACCAACACCCUGGACCACCGGAGCAACGGAGGCAAGGACACGCAGUCCAGAAAGCUCUCGAUACAGAGGAAGUCGAACUCGUUUGGGAUGCAGUCCGGCAGGGAGUGAUGAGGGGGAGGUGAGAGGGUCGCCAUCCCGGGAAGAGGAGCUUCACAGGGGAGGCUGUUUCCAACGCACUCCAACCCCAAAAAAGCUCCUCAAUCUGCUUAAAGUUGUCAAAAGUAUGUAUUUUCCUGCUUAUGAUGAAUUAAAAAAUGCAGUAUUCCUCACAUUGGCUUUUUGGGAAUUUCGGGAUCCUUCUGUCCCGUCAACGAUCGACCCAUCUCUGCCUUACUCCACAAUACUUGUACCAUUUGUGAAAAUUACAUUUGGAACAGAUUAGUUGUACAGUAGCUAUGUAUUUUAUUUUGUUUAUUUUUUGUAAUAUAGCAUGUGUUGCAAAUUUUAACUUUUUUUGAUUUCCGGCUCAACGAAGAUGUAGUAGAUAUUUUUUAUGAACAUUAUCGUUCAGAAUCACGUAUCUUGAAAUCUGUGAUCCCAUUAAUAAAAAUGUGCCUGGUGUGCCAGCACCUGAGUAAUUCUCGCCAACAUUGAGCAUCUUAUUAGUAAGACCUGUGUUAAAUAUUUGUCAUGUUUUAAUGGACACCGAUUAAACAUACCCCUUUUUUUACA